This is a messenger RNA of Paramecium tetraurelia, 3720 nucleotides long. RefSeq lists its product as uncharacterized. Gene Ontology annotation, molecular function: calcium ion binding. The transcript is spliced from 2 exons. NCBI's taxonomy places the organism in Eukaryota, Ciliophora, Oligohymenophorea, Peniculida, Parameciidae. The record is from RefSeq and is a predicted model, not a curated record.
AUGAAAAGCUACUCUCCAGUAUUAAAUUAAUCCAAAGGGACUACAACUGGUUUCUUAAAAAAAUUAUUAGAUUACAAAGUUAAUCUUAACUCGAAUCGAUCCAGCAAAAUAUAAUCAAUUUCAAGUUUUUAAAGAGAUAUUUCUCACCUUGCUGAUUCAUUUAGACAUAAGACACUGUAAUAGUAAAUAAAGGAAAAGCAGCAAAUAGCAGAAAUGAGAUUGAGUGAAUAUAUUCUUAAGCAAAAAGAGAGAAAACACAAUUAGCAGUAUAUGAUUUAAAGUCAAAGGUACUACUAUAAAACAUAAAAUCUCGAAAAUACAUUCGAUGAUGUACUUUAAAUUUUAGAAAAAUAUUCUGACUUCAAUCUGAAUUGGGUAGCCUAAGACUUACAGGAAGUGAGCGGGAAUAGGAAAAAUGCAAUGCUAAAUUUAAAAACAACCAUAGAAAAUGGAUUAGAAAAGGGCUACUUCGAAGACAUUUCAAGCAUAUAGAAUGCAGAGAGGCAAUUGUCAAUAAAGAAAAAAAUACACAUGAAACACACAAGUACACAUUUCUUUUCGAGUGAGCCUACUGGGAGAAAUGAUGCUAUUAAUCUAAAGAAAUGGCUUUAAAAUCAAUUGGAGAGUAUUUCCUAAAAUCCAAGUAUUGAUCACAAAUCUAAAUUGUAAUAAGCAAGUGAUGUUCUAUUUAUAUGCCUGAAUGAAUUGAUUAGAUAGGUUUCAUUUUAAUGUACAGAGAGAGGAUAGUUGAUGCUCGCAAUCUUUAAGGGUUAUAUAAAAGUAUUUAGAAAAACCAUUAAUAUGUCUGAGUCUGAUAAGUAACAAAUGCAAAUUAAGGGUUACAAAAGUUAAUUGGAACAAUAAGUAGAAUUUGAGUAACAACAAGAUGAUUUGAAUGAAAAGAUACUUGAUCUCAAGAAAGUUAUACAACAAUAGGAGAAAAAAUUGAAAACCCAAUAGGAUGAUGAACAAAAUUUGAUUGCGAUAGUUUAAAAGUUGACAAAGUAGAACGAACUCGAUAAAUCCAUGAAGAAAGGUGCUGCCACUUUGAUAUCAAAUUUAAAUAGAGAAAUUAAAGAACUGAGAAAUAAAAUAUCGAAGAUCUAAUAUAUGAAGCAAUCUGGCUUUUAAGUUGUAUAAGUUGAAGAAGAUGUAGAUGAAUAGGAUUUAUCAUUAUCUUAAGUAUUAAAAGAGGUUGAAUAAAAAACAUGUGUUGAAUAGAAUCCUGAUAUAGUUGUUAAAGACAUUGUGGAUGAACCACCAAAGAUAACAUUCUCUGUUAAUUGUUAAACUGAAAUCCCUACUCGUACUUUUGAAACUUAAACGGAUUUAAAUUUAAUAGGUCAUUAGUAUGAUAAAAUAAUCAAUUAAUAAGAAUUAGAUUAGCAUUUCAAAGAAUACUAACUUAAAGAGUAAAUGGGUUUCUUCCUCUAAGAAGAUUAACCACAAUCUUCAAAUAAUAAGAAUGUCUAAUCUCAUCUUUAAAUGUAGCAAACCAAGGAGCAGAGAUCAAGUUUAAUAAGAAUAUUAGAUGGAUUGCCAGGCAGCAUGGAUCACAUAAGGAAUAUGAAGAAGGAGGAUAUGUUUGAUUUAUUUGCCAAUAAUAUGAAAACUUUGAGAGAUUUGUUUGAUAAGGAAGAACCAUAAGAAAAAUAAAUUUAGAGUGAUUCAGAGUAAUCAAUGUUUGUGGAGCCUCCAGAAGUUAACAGUGAUGAGAAGAGAUCUACUCAUAAGGAUUCUAAAAAUAAUAUUAAAUUGAUUGCUGAAGUCGCAGAAAUGGAGGAGGCUUCUCCAAUGCCUACUAGUCAAAAAAGAAUAAAUUUUAGUUUAAAGAAGUUAUCAUUUGAAAAAAUUGAAGUCUAGUCUGUAAAAAAUAAUACUAAUACUAAUUCUUCAAAAUAAAAUCAAAAGUCUAAUAAAAGGCAAUUGGAGAAGAUGUUUAGUUCUGAGAAGUUGGCAUUACCAACUGUAAAAGAGUUUUAACCAAAUGAACUCAAUCAAACUUAGAUGCUAACUAAUUCAAAUCUAAAUAUCGUCAAUUCAAAUUCAUCAGUAAUUCAAAGUAGUUAAAAUUUGUAAGCUAAUUCUAUUGCUAAUAAAUUUGGAUUAAGCAAACAAGAAUAGAUUCAAUUGAAAACUCAAGUAGCUAUGUUAAUUAUGUUGUAUAACUUAUAAAUUCAGAAAUCAUAAAACUUAACUAAAUCUAUGAAUGAUUUUGCAGGCUUGUUAAAUCAACUCUUUUCAUUUACUCGAAAGUUGAUGAUUCACAUCUUGAGAACACAAUAAUAGAGUCACAAAUAAAUAGCUGAGCAAUUCUUAGUUGAAUUUGAUUCUUUACGUAAAAGAAUGCCUGUUGAAUUGGAUGCAGAGAUUUAAGAGGAAGAGUAUAUUAUAAAUGAAUUAGAUGAAGAGGAAGAGAAGGAGAAGAAGAAAUAAAUACAAUUUAAGAGAAAGAAAAAUAGAAUUACAAAAGCAUUACAAUUUAAUUUUUAAACAAAACAGAACAAAGUAAAUGUGAUUGACAGACUGAUGCAUCCAGGAGUAAUAUUGGCAGUUAAGGCUAGGGAACAAUCAUAUUUGUUUAAGAAGGUAGUAAAUUAUUGGCCUUUGAAAAAUGUGUUAAGAACAAUUACCUAAUUGUAUGAUGAAAAGGUUAGGAGUAGUAAAGAGUAUGAGACACAAAAGGACCUCGAGAUGCAAAUAUUUGUUUUUAAUAAUUUUUUAAAUAGAUAUGGGUUUAAGAAUGUUGCUGAAAAGAAAUACUUACAAUUUCUACUUUCAGUUAUUCAUUUCUCAUCCAUUUUUAGGGUAAAUGUAUUUGCCAGAAUGAUUGCUAUACUAUAAGACGAGCAUUUGAACUUUUCAAUUGAAGAAUCGUCCUUCUUUUUAUAGGGUUAUGAUUUCAUGUGUUCUGAGUCAACAUUAGGAGUAAAUGUUGUUCAAAGUGAAAGUGAACAAAAGUUUCAUGUUCCUUAUCUAAGAGCUUUGGAUUAUAUGAAGGUCUAUUUAGAAAACAAAAUGAUGGAAGAUGAACUAAGAGAUUUGAAAAAUGAUUUAGAAAACUUAAAGGAACCAGAUCCUAAGAAUUUAAAUAAAUAAGGAUUGAUUGAUGUUGAUAAUUUCCUUAUUAAAGUAAUGAAUAAAUAUAGAAUCAUUACUAUAAGGACUAAGGAGUUUGUAAUUCAUGCAUUUUAAGCAGCAGAUUUAGAUGGAAACAAAAAGAUUAAUAAUAAUGAAUUUAUUACAUUAUUUAGACAUAUAGAACAUCAAAAAUUCAAUUUUAAGGAGGCUAUGAAUUUGUUUUAUGAAUAAGCAGACAUUAUCUCAGUUGAUGAACGAAGUCUAUCAUUUAAUAGAUUUACUUCUGUAUGUGUGAGCCAAUAGAUCUUUACUUUCUAGGCUCUUAAUCAUUUUAUUAAUGUAAGGACAAAUGAUGAUGUAGAGAAGUAAUUCUUAUAAGUGAGGUAGGAAUGGCAAAAUUAUAAAUUAGAAAUAGAAAGCACUUUGAAAGAAUUAUAACCCUAUGUUACUCCUGAAAUCUUCUCAGAGUGGAACACUAUUAUAAAAACUCUCGAGUAAAGAAUUAUGAGUCAAACAAAUCAACACUCAAGCAUCAAACCCAUCUUGAUAGCUCAUAAAAUAUUGAAAUUAGAAUUGAAGAGAUUAUUAAAUGUUGGACAUUAAGAAGAUGACAUUGAUGAAAAUGCAGUAAUUUUAUGA